Molecule: messenger RNA, 1195 nt
Organism: Phlebotomus argentipes
Lineage: Eukaryota; Metazoa; Arthropoda; Insecta; Diptera; Psychodidae
Exons: 4
Coding region: 719-1036 (105 amino acids)
Source: RefSeq, a predicted model, not a curated record
CGGAAGGGAGAGAACUACAGUUCACGCGAGAUGUUCGCCAUGGAAUUAGAAGGUUUAUGGUAAGAUAGUCUCAUGCAGUUGUUCUGUUUUACUAUCUUUGAAGAUCACCGUGUGCAGAUCGCUCUCAGAGACGACAGGACAACUGGACUGGACGACACAGGAUAGCGUGGAAGUGAGACUGGUGAGAGAUGUUCCAUCCAUGCGUGUGAAAUCUUCCCUGGACGUCUCCAUGUGAGUGUUCGUUCAAGUCCGUGAGAUGUUCGGUGGCAGAGCUCAAGAGAACAUACACAAAACAACUCACAGAAUCGAAGGCAUAGAAGAGGAGAUGAAUUAUUUUCAUAUGCUACGCGAGAGCAUGAAAAAAGGCGACCUCCGCAAACCCAUCGCGCGUCAGAUGGGGGUGGGGGGGAGGGGAAAGGGGGCUUGAGACAAAAGAAGUACAACACGGAGGAGUUUUUUUUUACGGAAGAUAUAAGGAAGAAUGAGGGAUGUUAAUGCGGAGAGUGUGUGGGUGUGUGUAUGUGUGGGGGUUGGUAAUAGAAAAUUCCAAUCUAUUCCCACCCACCUCCACCUCUCCAACGCCUCCAUCGUGGCUCGGAAGUUCCAGCGAGAGCAACACAUCAGCAACAGAACACAGGAAAACUAUCCGCCUGGAAGGAUGUUCGGUGCUGAGGAUGGUGUGUUGGGAGGAGAAUUCGUAGCACAACUCCCGGAAUGAAUGAUGUGUCUUAAGGGAGAGCAAAGGCCAAGAGACUGCGUGAGGGCGGACAAACGCUUUUCCUUCCAGGCGCGAUCUCACAAUGAGGGCGGAUGGGUGAGAAGAUUCCAGCAGAAAAAGAGUGCGACUCUGGAGGAAAUUUCAGCGCGGGAAAAACAACAGCAGAUGCAAUUAAAGGGACAUGCAUUGAAAUUCAUGCGGAGUCUGUAUUCAGGUGCAGGCAUAAUAUUGCAGAUCCUAGAAAAUAGCCCAGGCAGAGGCGUCGUGGAUAGUGAAAAAGAGAUGCAAAUGUAUCAAAGAGAAAUCGCUAAUGCAUGAAGACACUUGGUAGUUUUCAGCACUUCGAUCAAUCACUUUGUGAGAAAAAUAGUUUGAUACAUUUGAUGUGAAGUAUUCGGCAGUUUCGUAUGGAAAUGUCGUUCCUUGAAUUUUCAAGUGACGUGGUAAGAGUUAAAAACAAAAAAAACGAUGAAGAAA